Messenger RNA from Sphaerulina musiva SO2202, 2596 nucleotides. RefSeq lists its product as uncharacterized. NCBI's taxonomy places the organism in Eukaryota, Fungi, Ascomycota, Dothideomycetes, Mycosphaerellales, Mycosphaerellaceae. The record is from RefSeq and is a predicted model, not a curated record. The coding region runs from base 88 to 2127 and encodes 679 amino acids. The transcript has a single exon.
CUUUGCUCCGGCUUCGAGGUGUAGAGGAGGAUCUGUCGAGGCUGCAAGCGCGCGCGUUGGAUUGUGAUCUCUUUGACGAGAGCCGUCAUGUCCGCGCCGAUGUCUUCACCUCACCCCCCAGCCUCCUCGCCCUCUGCCCAUUCUUCUUCUCUAUCUUCUGUUUCUUCUCCCGCUUCUUCUUCAGCAGCAGCUGUUGCCUCGUUGCCAUCAUGGCAUUUUCCCUUUGGCCCCUCUUCUCGAUACCACCUCUCGGAGAAACCCAAGCGCACUCAUGCGCGUGUCAAGACUUCGUACACCCCGCGCGCUCCCGUGCUGAGCACCGAGCAGCGCGCGAACCGACGGGCGCUGAACAACAGCGUGAGCGGGAGCUACUCGAGCUCCCCACCAAGUGAAUACAGUCGGAGCCCGUUGUCGCGCUUCUCGAGCUACGGCAGCAGUAACAGCAAGGGCCUCACGAACAUGGCGCGCACCACCGGGGCUCCGCUCACGCCUGCAAAAACGUCGCGGCGCAACUCUUCGCUGCAGAACUCUCCUUUUUCCGACUACUUCUCCGACGAUGCGCGCUCAUCUCUCAAUAUCAAUCCCCAUGCGCCCUCGACCGAAACCAAGGCAUUGCUUGUUAAGAUGAAUAAGCUGCAGUCGCAACUCAUGCGGGAUCAGUCCGAGAAGGGUCGCGAAGCCAUCAAGAUCGUCGGCCGCAAGUUGGCCGAGAUUGACCUCGAGCUGGAUACUUUGCACUCCCAGACGCAACAGCCUAUUGAUAUGGACAAUGCGCGUGUUCUCAUGGCGGAGGAGAAGGAAAAGGGGAAAGCUGCUGCGCAGACCCCGCAACACAGUCGUGGCUCUUCGUCUCAGUCAUACGCUAGCCUGGACAGCAGUGUAGAGAGCAGCAGGAUAUUCGACGAAGAUAGUUCGGCUCUGAAGCAGUAUCAGGCUGAACGCACGUGGUACAUGAGCCAGAUGCAGGACUUGCUCGAGAAAUUGAACACAGUCCAGUCCGAGCUACGGCAGCGGCAGUCAGAGUUCGCGGAAUUGCACGAACGACACUAUACUGCUAUGGAGGAGAAGGAAGAGGAAAUCGAACAGCUUCGAUCGGAGAACGAAGGUUUGCGCCAGGAUCUUGGCUUCGAAUAUAGCGAACUGCUGUUUCUCAAGCUGCAGAUGAAAUCAUUGGAGGUCGAUGUUGAUGAUCUCCGUUAUGAUGGUGGCCAUGCCACAGGCCCGACGUGUAGUAAGAAGAACGCUAUCUUAUCUGAGAUGGACCGCUGGCGGACCGACUCGGACUGGCAAGAUGUUGAAGCUCGCUUCAAACGGCGAAGAAGCAAGUACGGCAUACCAACCUCACCAAUUUCCAAGGGCAAAACCUUGGCAAAGUCUGCUGAAACUCAAAUCGAGGAUGAGGCCGAUUGGCAAUUGGAGACUAUCCGAGAAUGUCGUGGCCGGAUCACAAGUCUUACCAUCAAGCGCACAGACAGCAGCCAGAGUGUCACGCCGUGUUCAUCUGCUGAGGGGAAAGUGGAACAGAUAGCAGAGCCUGUGACCUUGGCUGGAUCGACAGGCUGGCCCGACUCUGAAACCACGACCCCACGGAAGAACGAUGCAAGCACAUUCUUCCAACCGCCGUGUGCAGAUCGAGGCACCCAGACACACUUACUAACACACCCCACCCUUGGGGAGGACCGUAUUCAUUUUGAAACUAUACCUACGGAAGGAGAUGAUCAGGAGUAUGAUGAGGAGGACGAUGUCGCCAAGCUCGAGGAACUCGAAGAAGAGGAGGAAGAGGAGGAAGAGGAGGACGAAGAGGAACUCGAAGAAGAGGAGGAGGAAGAGGAGGAAGAGGAAGAGGAGGAAGAAGAACAGGAGGAAGAAGGAGAAGAAGGACAGGAGGAGGAUGGUGCCCAGCACGACUCUGCCCUCGCGACGAUAUCUUCAGCCUCGAUCGACGACGACGAUCAAGAUCUCUAUCAAGAUGUCGAAGAAGACGACGAGACCAUCCUGGAACAACCAACUUUACUCAGCGUACCUCAACAUAAAUCCGCAUGGCAGGAGCUAUGGAGUAGCUUGCAGAGUUUGACCGGUAUUCCGGAUGAAGACGACGACGACGACGCCGACGACGACGACUACUGAUACCACAUCAAAUCUACCUUACUACAUACACCACUGGAACACCCGACCACACCACACUCAUUGCACCACAACACGGGACUGGAUGCCCCCGUCUUUCACACCAAAAUUUCUCGUACUCUCAAUUACUACAGACUGCACUCAGAUUGCACUUAAAUUGCACAUAGACUGCCAUCACACGCCGCUCUUGGCCACUUGUCAUUAUUUUUUCUUUUGGAGCUAUGGAUGGGAAUAGAGGGUUGGGCACGGCACAUUGAAGUUGGAUUGGUAUUUGCUUCGAAACGGGAAUUGGAAUAGGACCGGAGUUCUGUGGUGCCCUUUUCUCUUCGACAUACGUGCCAGGCAUGUUCGAGCAUUUGAGCUCGACUUCCUUGCCCAACCUUCACCCAGUGCUCGCUUGUUUGCUUCAUCUGCAGCAUUCGUAAGAUAGUCAUUUCGUAGCUACCUAAUUCAUUGUCCUAAUGUACAGAAC